Drosophila innubila is the source of this 1825-nucleotide messenger RNA. RefSeq lists its product as uncharacterized. The record is from RefSeq and is a predicted model, not a curated record. Lineage: Eukaryota; Metazoa; Arthropoda; Insecta; Diptera; Drosophilidae. Bases 1 to 1767 code for a protein of 588 amino acids. The transcript has 3 exons.
AUGUUUAGUGCCGAGGCGGAAUUCAAUUGGAGUCGUGCGUUCUCGGAGCCGGAUCUGACAAGGAGUCAAAAAGGUCACGAGGAUCGGUUUAGCAUAAAGCAUCCACACGAGUAUAUUACCGUCGAUGAUCUAAAGUUCUUCCGGCGACGACAGCCUUUCCCGUUGCAUACGCAGAGCAACGUCUGUCUUCACAACAGCCAGGAGCCGGUGGUGUCCUUUGGCUCCUUGAAGUCGGAGUAUCAGAAGCGGUAUUGUUGCCAGGGACACGCCCCGACCCGAUCCCGACCCCGAUCCCUGCUGAGACGUGCGACAUCGCUGCGUCUGGAGGGCCUUAUGCAUUUGCUGUCGGAGCAUCACGAGAAAUAUCACUGGUACACGGCCGAGGAACUGCAGUUUUCGCGCACUUUUCCAGUGCGCAAUCCGGAGAACUUACAGCUGGGCCGCAACGGAGACAGCGCUGGGCAGGAGGAGAUGAAGAACUCAUCGUAUCUCACGUAUCCCAUGGUAGAUGCCGGUGCCCAAAUCCUGCCAAGGGAAAUGUUUCGCGAGGAUCCGCACAAGGAGCAGCCCAAUAAGCUGGCAAGCGACAAGUUCAAGCGGGAUGUGGCCGCCCAGGAGCAGAAUCGAUGCCAUCUGCAGAUGCGGGCCGAGGAUACACAUUACGAGGCGACACCUUCUGAGUAUAAGCGCCAGUUUGUGGAGCAGUUUCCCAUCGAGAAGGCGCACUCCAUACCACAGAUGAGCAGCAUUCGGAUGCAGGGCGACUUUGUCACAGUUCCAGAGUACCAGGACAGCUUCAAGAUGUACGCCAACUACUCGAAGAGUGCCCCCAUCAAGAAGCACGACAAUUUGCGCGUCUCCGGAGCCGAGCAGGAGAACACGGCGGAGGCAACCGGCGGAGAUCUGCCCGAGUAUCGUGAUAAGUUUAAUGUCCCACCCAAGCACAUGGCCAAAGAGAAAUCACUGAAGACCGACGAUCAUCUGCGUCCCCGUGGAGAAUUCACCAAACAGGUGCCCGAAUAUUAUGAGAGCUUCCGUGAUCCCCAAAUCACCGAGAUGCCCGAGCGGGGCAAGGUAAGAGAGCCCUAUCUCCGACUCCGCGGCAAGAUCGAAUUUAAUCCCGAGUAUCGCAACAAUUACUUGGACUUUCCACGAUCCCGUCCAGUGGUCCGCAAACCGGUGUCCUCCUUCCGUUUGCCCACCACCACCAGCACCACCAACACCAACACCACCACGACAUCCAGUCCACGCAGGGAAAGGGAGCCAGCUGCCAGCUGUAUGACUUCCACAGAGCUAACUGCCACGCCCGAAUACCGACGCGCCCAAUACAACUAUCAAUUGCGGGAACGGGAACGGGAACGUCCACGUGAGCUGAAUCCCCCAGUAAAAGCGGCUCCUGGCAAUCUGCGCAAGAGCUCCGAUUCCUCGCUAGACGCCAGCCAGCUGCAGUCGCAGGCCAAACGGCGUCCAUCGCGACAGAGGCAGCUGAAGGAGCCGACGCCGCAGUUGGCGCCCAACUUCGAGGAUGUGGCCACUGGAGGUGGAUUCAAGAAACCGCCCAGAUAUGGACGACGCGCUUCCGUUCUCCAAAAUGCGGUCAACUGCCGCGACAAGUCGUCAAUCAUCGAGGGGAAUCCCAAGUAUGCAAUUGGCUGUCGACGGGAUAAGCAGAAUACGGAGAAUCAACAUCAACAGGAUUCCUUUGUGGUCCUUGAUGAGCCUUGCAAGCCUUCCAAUUGGAUGAAGAAGACCUGGUACGAUUCUUAGUUGAAUCUUGAUUAAUUUAAGCACAUAAUUCAAUAAACAAUUUACAAAGAAAACUCAA